GAAAAGUGACAGAUGUGACGUGUGCGCAGACCGACUGCAAAGCUACCCCCACACCGGCACAGGUGAGAAGUCUUGUCGGUGAAGAGCUGUUCAGCCGCUACGACCGCCUCCUGCUUCAGUCCACUCUCGAAUCUAUGCCUGAUGUGGUGUACUGCCCCCGGCCCUCCUGUGCCUCUCCUGUCCUCUCAGACUCCAACUCCAUGGCCCAGUGCUCCGUCUGCAGCUUCGCCUUCUGUGUCCUCUGUAACAAAACCUACCACGGCUCUGAGCCCUGCUACACCCCCACCCCCGAAGACGAGAGGCAACAGAGGCCCCACGACGACUAUGCGCAGAUCCCAAAGACAAAAGAGGGCAGGAUGGCUCUGUGGGAGGAUUACUCCACUGGGUACAAAGCGAGCGGCAGCUCCUGAAGCAGAGGUUCGGCAAACAGGCAUUUCUGGGGUUCCUGGAGAACUGGCUGAGCUCAGACUGGAUCAGGGAAAACACCAAGAACUGCCCCCACUGCUUCUCCCACAUCCAGAUGACACACUGAGCAAUUACGAAAUCACUUCUCUCCCGCCUCUGUGCCUUACCUUUGACCUGCCUGAGGAUUACCCAUCAUGCUCUCCUCCUGCCUUCAUGCUCAGCUGCUCCUGGCUCACCCCAAAGCAGCUGUCCUCACUCACUGCUCAUCUCACUGACCUGUACCAGACCACAGGGGGCGCUGUUGUGCUUUUCUCCUGGGCCCAGUUCCUCAAAUAUGAGACUUUAGGCUUUCUCGGAAUCACUGACAUACUGGAGAUAGAUUCAGAUGGAGUAAAUGGAUCUAACUUGGGUAAAUCUGAUGAUAAAGACUUGAGUUUGGAAGAAAACAAAUUAAAAACUGCAUCUGCUAUAAACUUUGAUGGAAGAGUUCCAGAGGUUGCCAGAUUGGAAGCUCAGAUCACUGAUAUGUUGGAAAUACCCUCAGAUGAAUCCAGUACAAACUUGGACAAAUCUGAUGAAAAAGAUUUGACUUUGGAGGAAUCUGCUGCAAACUGGGAUGGAGGAGGCUCAGAGGUUGCCAGAUUGGAGGCACAAAUUCCUCUUUCUCUUACUCCGGGACAAAAGCUCAUGUCCCAGCUGUUGAUCCAUGACGCUGCUCAGAAAGAGAAGGCGUUUUUCAAAGAGCAGUUUGAAUGCGGAGUCUGCUUUGAGAGUUGGCUCGGCUCGGAGUGCGUUCAGAUCAUCGAAUGUGGCCAUGUUUUUUGUCGUCGUUGUCUCGCAGACUUUUGUAAAUUUCAAAUCCAAAAUGGAAAAGUGACAGAUGUGACGUGUGCGCAGACUGACUGCAAAGCUACCCCCACACCGGCACAGGUGAGGAGUCUUGUCGGUGAAGAGCUGUUCAGCCGCUACGACCGCCUCCUGCUUCAGUCCACUCUCGAAUCUAUGCCUGAUGUGGUGUACUGCCCCCGGCCCUCCUGUGCCUCUCCUGUCCUCUCAGACUCCAACUCCAUGGCCCAGUGCUCCGUCUGCAGCUUCGCCUUCUGUGUCCUCUGUAACAAAACCUACCACGGCUCUGAGCCCUGCUACACCCCCACCCCCCCCGAAGACGAGAGGCAACAGGGGCCCCAUGAAGCCUACGUACAGAUCCCAGAGACAAAAG
Molecule: messenger RNA, 1624 nt
Organism: Boleophthalmus pectinirostris (great blue-spotted mudskipper)
Lineage: Eukaryota; Metazoa; Chordata; Actinopteri; Gobiiformes; Gobiidae
Product: E3 ubiquitin-protein ligase RNF14-like
Exons: 8
Biological process (GO): positive regulation of proteasomal ubiquitin-dependent protein catabolic process; ubiquitin-dependent protein catabolic process; protein polyubiquitination
Cellular component (GO): cytoplasm; ubiquitin ligase complex
Molecular function (GO): zinc ion binding; ubiquitin protein ligase activity; ubiquitin conjugating enzyme binding
Source: RefSeq, a predicted model, not a curated record